Cucurbita pepo subsp. pepo (vegetable marrow) is the source of this 1161-nucleotide messenger RNA. The record is from RefSeq and is a predicted model, not a curated record. Lineage: Eukaryota; Viridiplantae; Streptophyta; Magnoliopsida; Cucurbitales; Cucurbitaceae.
UAGUAGGCGAGUGGAGAAUGUUGGGAACCAAGUCGAAAGCAAGAAGCAGUAUCAGCUUGAUUUGGAGAAAAUUGUUAGUGGGGAAGAUACUAGGACCACACUAAUGAUAAAAAACAUCCCCAACAAGUACACAUCAAAGAUGCUUUUGGCUGCUAUUGAUGAAAAUCACCGCGGUGCUUAUGAUUUCCUAUACUUGCCCAUUGACUUCAAGAAUAAGUGUAAUGUCGGCUAUGCUUUCAUCAAUAUGGUGUCUCCCACACAUAUCAUUCCUUUCUAUGAGGCAUUCAAUGGUAAGAAGUGGGAAAAGUUCAAUAGUGAAAAAGUAGCUUCACUAGCUUAUGCUCGAAUUCAGGGCAAGACUGCUCUAGUAACACACUUCCAAAACUCGAGCCUAAUGAAUGAGGACAAGCGAUGCCGGCCAAUUCUCUUUCGAUCUGAAGGCCAAGAGAUUGGUGAUCAGGAUAUUCUCCUCUCAAGCAACCUGAACAUAUGCAUUCGUCAGCCAGAUGGAUCAUAUUUAGGGGACUCAUUGGACAGCCCAAAGGGCCACCCAGAUGAAAAACCAGAAAAUUAACUUAUGUUGGUUCAUUUUCCAAGCCUAAAGAUUGAAAAGGCUGGGAAAACUAACUGUUGGAUAGGUAUUAAUAUGGUAAAACUAAGUGAAACUGAGGGAGUAUUUAUGAUUGAUGAAUAUUUUACUUUGAUCAUUAUUUUUCAUGAAGGGUAUUGCAGACAAGGAGGCAGAGAGCAUUUUUGUUGUAGGUAGAGGGAACAUAUUGUAAUUUAACCAUGGUAAAUAAGGAGAAUCACUCACAUGGCUACUGGCCUAUAAGUCUCUCUGCAGCAUCGUGCGUUGCUUCCAGCUUGUUUGUGAUCGAUCUUCUGUGGAGUCUAUAUUAGAGGAGUCUGCAUUUUGUGUUUGUUCAUAGGGGGUUUCAAGUCCAGUGCAAAUAUGAGUUGUUCCUGUUGAUAUUGGUUGGUAAAUUCUGUGGGUAAUAGGGUUUAGUUUCUGUUCAAGAAGUGUACAGAUGGGGAGGGGAGGCCACCGGGAUGACCUUCCAUAUGUCAAGUUGUUGAUAACAUGUAGUCAACAGAAUUGGUGUUGCCUCAAAUUAAUUAUUGUAAAUUCGUACUCUUUGUCUAUCUUUUGGAUCCUUCAAU